Messenger RNA from Clavispora lusitaniae ATCC 42720, 504 nucleotides. RefSeq lists its product as uncharacterized. The record is from RefSeq and is a predicted model, not a curated record. Lineage: Eukaryota; Fungi; Ascomycota; Pichiomycetes; Serinales; Metschnikowiaceae.
AUGCUUACCAAAACCGCCUCUGUUAAAAGCGCUGUUCAUCUUCUCCUUUUCUCUGUUGCUCUUGGUGGAGGAGUGAUGCACUCAUAUAUUGUUUCUCCAAUUGCCUUUAAGUAUUUGAAAAGGGAGGAGUUCAGUAACUUGCAGAACAAGGUAUUUCCAAUCUACUUUGCAGGUCAAACUGCAAUUCCUAUAUUGAUAGGUUUGUCAUCACCAUUGAUCUCCAGUCCUUCCAAGUAUUUUUUGGCUGCGUCUGCGUUUACUGGUCUUUUGAACCUUGUGUGGGUCUUGCCCAAGUGCAAAAGCAUCAAAGAAGCAAGAAACAAACUAGUUUCUGAAAAGAAGCAUGAAAUUACUAUUGAAGGCGAAACUAAGGUCACAGAAGAAAUGGCCGCAUUGAACAAACAAUUUGGAAUGUACCAUGGGUUUUCAUCAUUGUUCAAUUUAGUAUCUUUAGUCACUCUUGGCGCGUACGGAGUCGCUUUCCUGAAGGCAAUCUUGGUUUGA